Capra hircus (goat) is the source of this 645-nucleotide messenger RNA. RefSeq names its product C-C motif chemokine ligand 26 (gene CCL26). The coding region runs from base 168 to 452 and encodes 94 amino acids. The transcript has 3 exons. Gene Ontology annotation, cellular component: extracellular region. Gene Ontology annotation, molecular function: chemokine activity; CCR chemokine receptor binding. The record is from RefSeq and is a predicted model, not a curated record. NCBI's taxonomy places the organism in Eukaryota, Metazoa, Chordata, Mammalia, Artiodactyla, Bovidae. Gene Ontology annotation, biological process: cellular response to tumor necrosis factor; positive regulation of GTPase activity; chemokine-mediated signaling pathway.
ACAGAUAUAAGGCUGCUUCCCACUGAAGGGUCAAAAGAGCUGCUUUUGUGCUCAACCAUAAAAUUCUCUGGAACUACCUCCAGGGUUGGCUCAGCCCCAUAAAAGAGGGUUCCUGACAAGACAGAGGAAUUAAAAAGAAGGCUCUGAAGGACCCAGCUUGCACCACGAUGAAGAACUUCCCUUUGGCUUCCCUUCUUUUCCUGGUUCUUAUCCUGAGUGUCGAUCUCGGAGCUGCCACACGUGGCAGUGAUGUGGCCAAGUUCUGCUGUUUCCAAUACAGCCAAAAAACCCUUCCCUGGAAGCAGGUGCAUAGUUAUGAAUUCACCAGGAACAGCUGCUCUGUGAAGGCUGUGAUAUUCACCACCAAGAGAGGCCGGAAAGUGUGUGCCCAGCCGAAGGAAGCAUGGGUGCAAAGAUACAUUUCAAAACUCAGAGCCCAGCAACAACUGUGACCUGACCGCUGAAUUUUCGGUCCAAGACUCCUGGAUCCGGCUCUGCACUUGGCUCUGCUGUCCUUUGAUGGAGCCUGAAAAACUUCUCCAACCGAAGGCUCCACGGGUCUGGUAGGGUGGAGAGGAGAGUGUUUAACCAGUCUUGUUUUUAAUAAAGAUUUGAUUUGCUCAAUAAACAUUCUUAUUCAAUUAA